UUCUACUUUCUUCUUUUCACAAAUCACCUGAAAAGGAAUAAGUAGAUUGAGAAACACAGAUUUCCUGUUCUCGAAAACUAGGAGACUUCUGUCACCCUGAACCAAAAAAUAAGAGGGGCUGCCAAAUACAAUGAAGUGAAAAUGCCUCGUGUAAAAGCAGCUCAAGCUGGAAGACAGGGCCCUGCAAAGAGACGUCUUGCAGAACAAUUUGCAGCUGGGGAGGUAAUCACCGACUUGGCAAAAAAGGAAUGGAAACUAGGAUUACCCAUUGGCCAAGGUGGCUUUGGUUGUAUAUAUCUUGCUGAUAAGAAUUCUUCAAAAUCGGUGGGCAGUGAUGCAUCCUAUGUUGUAAAAGUGGAGCCCAGUGACAAUGGACCUCUUUUUACUGAACUCAAGUUCUACCAGCGAGCUGCCAAACCAGAGCAAAUUCGGAAAUGGAUUCAUACCCAUAAACUGAAGUACCUGGGUGUUCCUAAGUAUUGGGGGUCUGGUCUACAUGAUAAAAAUGGAAAAAGUUACAGAUUUAUGAUCAUGGAUCGCUUUGGGAGUGACCUUCAGAAAAUAUAUGAAGCAAAUGCCAAAAGGUUUUCUCGGAAAACUGUCUUGCAGCUAAGCUUAAGAAUUCUGGAUAUUCUGGAAUAUAUUCACGAGCAUGAGUAUGUGCACGGAGAUAUCAAGGCCUCAAAUCUUCUUCUGAGCUGCAAGGAUCCUGACCAGGUGUACCUGGUAGAUUAUGGCCUUGCAUAUCGCUACUGCCCAGAUGGAAGUCAUAAAGAAUAUAAGGAAGACCCCAAAAGAUGUCAUGAUGGCACUAUUGAGUUCACCAGCAUCGACGCGCACAAUGGCGUGGCCCCAUCAAGACGUGGCGACCUGGAAAUACUCGGUUACUGCAUGGUCCAGUGGCUCAGCGGCCACCUGCCCUGGGAGGAUAAUUUGAAAGAUCCUAACUAUGUUAGAGAUUCCAAAAUUAGAUACAGAGAAAAUAUUGCAGGUUUGAUGGACAAAUGUUUUCCUGAGAAAAAUAAGCCAGAUGAAAUUGCUAAAUACCUGGAAACAGUGAAAUUGCUGGACUAUGAUGAAAAACCCCUUUAUCAGAAUUUACAAGACAUUCUUUUGCAAGGACUAAAGUCUAUAGGAAGCAAGGAUGAUGGCAAACUGGAACUUGGGGGUUUGGAGAACGGAGCUCCGAAAGCAAGAACGACAACAAAGAAGCGGAAGAAGGAGGCUGAGAAGCACACAGAAGCAGGUGCGGAAGACAUGGAGUGCUCGGACACGCACACGGAGGAAGCCAUGCAGACGCGUUCAAAAAGGAGAAAGAGAGUCCAGAAGUAAACCGCAUGCUGUGAGCCAGUUUUUCUUUUCUUCCUGUCAUUCGGCUUUUUCUUCAUUUUCUGUUGUGCGUGUUUUCAUGUGGGUCUUGUGGGUGGGGGUAACAGGGAAAUACCUGUGUCGUUGAAAAACAAAUUUUUUAUUGGAAUAAAUGCUUUGUACAGUUUAUUAAAGGCUAACUUAUAAAAUUCCAGAAUGUUUAGGUUGCAUGUACUCUUUAAGCUGCCCGGCUGUGGGAAAGGUCUGGGUACUUAGAAGAACUGCUGUGAGGUGCACUUUCCAGUUGUGUGUAUUUCUCAGAGGGUCAAAUGUUUGGCCGAGUCCUUCCUCUUAAGGAAAUGCGAAACUUCAAAUAAAGGGGUCUUUUUGCUUGAUACAAGUUCA
Myotis davidii is the source of this 1713-nucleotide messenger RNA. It is a transcript of the gene VRK1, whose product is annotated as vaccinia related kinase 1. Gene Ontology annotation, cellular component: nucleus; cytoplasm. Bases 142 to 1332 code for a protein of 396 amino acids. Gene Ontology annotation, molecular function: protein serine/threonine kinase activity; ATP binding. Gene Ontology annotation, biological process: peptidyl-serine phosphorylation; signal transduction. The record is from RefSeq and is a predicted model, not a curated record. The transcript is spliced from 13 exons. NCBI's taxonomy places the organism in Eukaryota, Metazoa, Chordata, Mammalia, Chiroptera, Vespertilionidae.